Messenger RNA from Harpegnathos saltator (Jerdon's jumping ant), 4665 nucleotides. It is a transcript of the gene usp, whose product is annotated as retinoid X receptor ultraspiracle. Gene Ontology annotation, biological process: regulation of DNA-templated transcription. Lineage: Eukaryota; Metazoa; Arthropoda; Insecta; Hymenoptera; Formicidae. The record is from RefSeq and is a predicted model, not a curated record. The coding region runs from base 352 to 1632 and encodes 426 amino acids. The transcript is spliced from 6 exons. Gene Ontology annotation, cellular component: nucleus. Gene Ontology annotation, molecular function: zinc ion binding; sequence-specific DNA binding; nuclear steroid receptor activity.
GAGGGUGGUUGUGGAGGACUCUCGCGCGCGAAAUGACGGCGCGACGAAGACGGAGCGUGGGUUCCGCCUGAGAAAAAGAAAACGCGUAGCGCGACGAGUAGAAGCAGCAGCAGCAGCAGCAGCAGGAGCAGCAGCAGCAGGAGCAGCAGCAGCAGCAGCAGCAGCAGGGGCGGGAGAGGGGAAAAAAGUAAUUACAACGGGUGGUCGGUGCAUGUGCGCACGCGCGCGCGUGUGUGUGUGUCCGCGCGCGGGGUGUCUUCGUCGGGCGAGGGGGAAGAAAUAACUGGAGAGAGUCGUCGAAUAAAUCGGUUCACGGUGACGAGUGAAAGUAGAACGGGCAAGCCAGGCAAGAUGAUGAAGAAGGAGAAACCGAUGAUGUCGGUGACGGCCAUCAUCCAGGGGACUCAGGCCCAGCAUUGGGCGCGCAGCAACACCUGGCUGAGCCUGGACAGCAAUAUGUCAAUGUCAUCGGUGGACCCGCAGAGUCCCCUCGACAUGAAACCUGACACGGCCCUCAUCAAUCCGGGAAACUUUAGUCCAUCGGGUGGUCCCAAUAGUCCAGGAUCCUUCAAUGCCGGUUGUCACAGCAACCUCCUGAGCACGUCGCCCAGUGGUCAGAGCAAGACGGUCGCACCUUACCCGCCUAAUCACCCCUUAUCGGGCAGUAAACACCUGUGCUCGAUCUGCGGCGACCGCGCGAGUGGCAAACAUUACGGCGUUUACAGCUGCGAGGGAUGCAAAGGAUUCUUCAAGCGAACCGUGCGCAAGGAUCUGUCGUAUGCCUGCCGUGAGGAGAAGUCUUGCAUCAUCGACAAGCGGCAGAGAAAUCGCUGUCAGUACUGCCGGUACCAGAAGUGCCUGACGAUGGGUAUGAAGAGAGAGGCGGUGCAGGAGGAGCGUCAACGCACCAAGGAGCGCGAUCAGACCGAAGUGGAGAGCACGAGCAAUAUGCACGCGGACAUGCCGAUCGAGCGUAUCCUCGAGGCGGAGAAACGGGUCGAGUGUAAGAUCGAACAUCAGGGAAAUUACGAGAACGCAAUGUCGCACAUUUGCAACGCUACGAACAAACAGCUGUUCCAGCUGGUGGCAUGGGCGAAGCACAUCCCGCACUUUACCUCGUUGCCGCUGGAGGAUCAAGUGCUUUUGCUCAGGGCAGGAUGGAACGAAUUGCUGAUAGCCGCCUUCUCCCAUCGUUCCAUCGACGUGAAAGACGGUAUCGUUCUGGCGACAGGCACGACGGUGAAUCGAAAUUCGGCGCAACAGGCGGGUGUAGGCACGAUAUUCGAUCGUGUGCUCUCGGAGCUAGUGUCGAAGAUGCGCGAAAUGGAAAUGGACAGGACCGAGCUUGGAUGUCUUAGAUCCAUUAUUCUCUUCAAUCCCGACGUGCGAGGCCUCAAGUCUGUCCAAGAGGUCAAUUUGCUGCGCGAAAAAAUCUACGCCGCUUUGGAGGAAUACACUCGUAUGUCCCGGCCGAACGAUCCCGGCAGGUUCGCUAAAUUGUUGCUUCGCCUGCCGUCCAUCCGUUCGAUCGGUCUCAAGUGCCUGGAGCACCUGUUCUUCUUCAAAGUGAUCGGCGACUCACCGAUCGACGAUUUCCUCAUGGAGAUGCUGGAGUCGCAAUCGGAUCCUUAGGAGCAGAAGGUGUGCCGCGUCCUGGGGCACACCGACUUGUAAAAAAAAAAGAGGAAAAUGACGACGACGACGACGACACAACAACAACAACAACAACAACAACAAUAACAACAACAACAACAACAACGACGACGACGACGACGACGAUGACGACGGCGACGGCGACGAUAAAAGAACGUAAAACAUAAUUAUCAGUUACGUACUUGACGUAUAACCAUUUCUUUUUUCUCAUCCUUGCUGUGGAUGAUCCCUCCCGCAGAUCGUCAUUCGCGCGUCAAAUGAAACGGAAUUUACUUACUUUUUCUCACCGCGCGCGCGUGCGUGCGUGCGUGCGUGCGUGCGUGCGUGCGUGCGUGCGUGCGUGCGUGCGUGCGUGCGUGCGUGCGUGCAUGCAUGCGUGCGUUAAUCCCCAUCUUCCCUUUUCUCCUACCGCGUCCUGUUAUUUAUGAUUACGUUAGAAUUUAGCAACUUUCGUGUCCAAUAUAAGGAGGCGAUCCUGGCCGAUACGUGUAGACACGUGAUAAUAGUGGUGGCGGUAUGCGUCAGUGUGUGCAUGCGUGCGCACGCACGUACGCGCAUGGGCGCGCGUGCGCGUGUGUUAUGUAUCUGCUGCGUGUGUCUGUCUGUGCGUUACUUGUGUAAUAAGCAUGUAUACGCAUCGCGUAAUGCGCGAUCGAGUGCAAAUUCGACAGUUGCUGUCGAUUCGCCGAAAAGCGAGUUAAAUCUCUGUCCGGCGAGAAAACUGGCAGCUUCGUAAAACGUCGCGAGAAAAGAGAAGGGAAUGAUAGACAGAAAUUUUAAGUCCUAUAUUUGGUAGAUCAAACGAUCGACACUUGGUACUGUCGACAACGUCAACGUUGUGUGCUCACUGUCGUGUGCGCGGUGGAGCGCUACGGAUAGAUAAAAAUCCUUACAAAUAUCAUUAAGAACAAAUCGCUGCCUCUUUAGUCUGUGACAUGUGUCGUGCCAUCAUCCGGACGAAGAUAUCUCGCAGCUGACGAUCGAUCCUUGUCUUGGACAGGCGGCGGAUGGACUGAUAGACAGACAGAUGGAUAAACAGACAAACAAACAGACACUGCGCCUUUGUCGAAUAGCGCGUCUUUCGAGAUCGUGCAUGUUUCUGAAACGAUUAUGUCUUCUCUCUGCUUUAAUUUUAACUUCCGGUCUCCUCCUCUCCCACCACCAUUCCCCCCCCCUCUCUCUCUCUCUCUCUCUCUCUCUCUCUCUCUCUCCCUCUCUUCCCCUCUCCCUCUCUCUUUCUCGGCAUUUCUUCUCAUCCUCUCGACCAUGUCGCCGCAUAUAUGAUGAAUCGCUCCCGCGAUCUCGUUUGUCUCGGCGAUUUCGACGAAGACGCGCAGACUGUGUUCGCGAGUUCUCUGACAUUUUUACAUUCCAACUUUGCCCCGAUUCGAAUCGUUACUUUAUAAGAGAAUUAUAAUUUGCAUAUAGAUUUAUGCACGUAUUUACAUUAAUAUGCGCGGCCCUUGUGUGCGCGCGCGUUAAUGAUAAUUUAUUGUUUUGUAUUUUAGAGUAUAGGAAAGAAACUUACUGAGACUCAUUAUUAAUUAUAUCGAACACGCAUGGUAGCCUCCCCGCUCCCUCUUCCCUCCCACCCUUUAGUUCAGCAGCAUGUGACAGAGUACUGUGAACGAAGUAGUGAAAUUGCGAAAAACUAAAGCUCAAGUGUGUAAACCAAGUAUCUACUUUCAAGAUGUUUCAAACUGUUAGGGUUUACGCUUUAUUUUUAUUUUACCCUUUUUUUUUUUUUUUCCCCCUUUGAACACUUGCAGCGCUGGAAUAUGCCGUCUUCUGUAUUUGGUACAAAUUUGACAUGGCAGCAAAUAGAAUAGGAAUGUUAGACACAUUUUCCUCAGUCAUAGAAUUUACUGGUAUUAAGAUUUGUUUUUUCCCGGUGAAUGUUCAACGCACGACGAAAGAUGACGAAAAAAAAGAAAAGAAAAAAGGAAGAUAUAUAUAGAUAGAAAAGGAAAAUAAAAGAGAAGAACGACGCGUAAGAGCUCUCGAACCUCUUGAAGAACGGACGUUUGUGUGUGCGAGCGCGCGCGCGCGAGAUAUGUAAUUAUUCUAUAAAUCUAGAGUAAGAAUUAACUGAUCGUGGACAGAAUUAAGAUAGAAACAUACUCUCAUUGUUAGUAAUUUACAGAAUGAAGUGUCAUAUGAUUCGAGCUGACGGAUCGGUGGAUCUGUAAAUUCGUACGAAACAGGGCGUGCUUGUUCGGCUGGUCACAAUGAAACUUUAUUGAAUAUUACGACAUGUAAAGACGCAUAUAUAGGAUGCAUAUAUAUAUAUAUAUAUAUAUAUUUUUCUAAUGACAAUCCCUCUAUCUCCGUCUCUACUUCCAAGAGUCGAAUCAAUGACGCUCGAUUCACACGCAGUGAACAAAAUUUCAUAAUUUCAUAUUGAUAUUAUUACGUUGGGACCCGAUUCGCAUGAAUGUCGAAACAAUUAUUAGCUGCACUUGGAUAUUGUUUAUUGUACAAUAAUAAUUGUAUAAUACAAAUCUGUGAAUCUAAGUUGGAUAAGUUGAAAAUAGAUAUAUGAAUACUCGCACGUGCCCGCGUGAUUUCGUAAUAAAUUCUCAAAAUCGAACGAUUAUAUCGGAAUGUAGUGUAACGUAAAGUGAAUGACAUAAUAUUUAAAAUACGUACGUUCGCGUAUGUAAUAUUUUUAAUUUUUCUUCGUUUUGACCUGAGUAACGUGACAGAAUGCAUUUCGUCUCGUAUAUCGUACAAAUACCUGUGACACUUCGCCGGACGCUUUCAGCUCCAAUCAUUGAUACGACUUACUCUACUACUUUAGAAACCGUAAGGGAAUGAUCAUACUUACUUCACAAUAAAAUAUAAAUUAUGAUAAUAUUAUUAUAUAUUAUUAAACACAUAUUUCUAUUUUUGCGUGAAUGCCUACGAUUGUUAGUUGUUGGUUAUUGUUAUCUACUUGAUGAGAGUUUUUAAUGUUAUGCAUACCGUGAAAAACAAACGCAAUUAUUAAAUUCAUACAUUUUUUUUUUUUUU